Molecule: messenger RNA, 287 nt
Organism: Pelobates cultripes (western spadefoot toad)
Lineage: Eukaryota; Metazoa; Chordata; Amphibia; Anura; Pelobatidae
Source: the annotation of a GenBank genome assembly
CUUCCCUAGACCUUAUGUUAAUCAUCAUACAAGAUGUAAAGACAGAUAUGCUUGAAGUUAACCAAAAGAUCUUGAGUUUGGAAUCAGAGCAUGCAGUACUCCUAACACCACCAGAGGGAGAACAACUUAAACAGAAGUUAAAAGAAGAACUUUUAAAUUACAAGAACGAAUUGGUCAGGUUUAAGCAACAAAAAUUUGAAAGCGUUUAUCUAGAUUAUCAAGAACACAGAGUGUACAAAUGGCUGACUGGAGAUAACCAGCGUAAACCCCGGAGACAAGGCAAAUGA